AUGAGUUUUUUUAGUUUUGAUAGAGAGCGAUGGAUACCGAUCGGUAAAGAUUUCAUGGCUGGUUCUGUAGGUGGAAUGUCAUCGAUGCUAACAGGUCAUCCAUUCGAUACAAUCAAAGUUAUGCUACAAGAUGGUUCUGGAAAUGUUCCUAAAUUUAAAAAUGGUUGGCAAGCUCUUAAAUAUACAGUACAAAUGGAUGGUAUUAGAGGUGUAUAUAGAGGACUUUCAGUACCAUUAGUUAGUGUAUCAUUUAUAAACUCGAUAUUCUUUGUAACAAAUAAUCAUUGUCAAAAGUUAUUCCAUCCGAAUAACGAUACUCUGAUUCCAUAUCACAAGGUUGCAGCAGCUGGCGCGAUAGCAGGUGGCACUAUUUCAUUUUUUUUAACACCACGUGACUUGAUAAAGUCAAAACUACAGGUUCAAUCGAGAAAUACAAAUCUACUGUCGACGGUUACAACAAAAGGCGAACCACCACGUCAGUUCUAUAAGGGACCGAUCGAUGUCAUUCGACAGAUCAUCAGAAAAGAUGGAUUUCUAGGUUUGUUUAAGGGUUUGCGACCGACACUGGCGAGAGACAUCCCCGGUGACAUGGUUUACUUCACAAUGUACGAGUUUAUGAAGCGAAAGCUAUCGGCACUCUCGAAAUCGAGUGGACAUCCCGAGCACUUUCCGGCGUGGGUUGCCAUUGGUGCCGGUGGUUGUGCAGGUAUGAGUUUCUGGGCAUCGAUAUACCCGCUCGACGUCAUCAAGACGCGAAUUCAAACACAGCCAGAGCCUGCAAUCUACAAGGGAAUCAUUCACUGCGCAAAAGAAAUCUACAGAAAGGAAGGUAUCGCCACCUUUUACAAGGGUUUCUCAGCUACGAUUCUACGAGCAUUCCCAACGAGUGCCGUAAACUUUUUCAUGUACGAAACCACAAAGAAAAUGUUAAACUCUAAAAUCGAUGAUCAAGAUUUAUCUUCUAUUGGUUUAGAAGCAACUUAA
Molecule: messenger RNA, 984 nt
Organism: Heterostelium album PN500
Lineage: Eukaryota; Evosea; Eumycetozoa; Acytosteliales; Acytosteliaceae
Gene: mcfD
Product: mitochondrial substrate carrier family protein
Exons: 4
Coding region: 1-984 (327 amino acids)
Biological process (GO): mitochondrial L-ornithine transmembrane transport
Molecular function (GO): L-ornithine transmembrane transporter activity
Source: RefSeq, a predicted model, not a curated record